CGCUGGCCUGGAACGCCGACCAGCUGUCAUCCGGGAGCCGCGACCGCAUGAUCCUGCAGAGGGACAUCCGGACCCCGCCCCUGCAGUCUGAGCGGGCUGGCGUCGGGCGGCGGCCCGGCCGACCGCUGCAUCCGCUUCUGGAACACGCUGACGGGGCAGCCGCUGCAGUGCAUCGACACGGGCUCCCAGGUCUGCAACCUGGCCUGGUCCAAGCACGCCAAUGAGCUGGUGAGCACCCACGGCUACUCGCAGAACCAGAUCCUCGUGUGGAAGUACCCGUCGCUGACCCAGGUGGCCAAGCUGACCGGGCACUCCUACCGCGUCCUGUACCUGGCAAUGUCCCCUGAUGGGGAGGCCAUCGUCACUGGGGCUGGAGACGAGACCCUGAGGUUCUGGAACGUCUUCAGCAAGACCCGCUCGACAAAGGAGUCCGUGUCUGUCCUCAACCUCUUCACCAGGAUCCGGUAAACCCGCAGGUGGGACGCAGCCGCCCGGGGGACCCCCUGCUCACCCGUCUGCAUGGACCCUGCCCUCCCCGGUGCACGUGCCAGGAGGACACGGGGCGGGCGGGCUGGAGAACCCGGAGAGUCGCAUUAAACGACUGAUUGGCA
Messenger RNA from Tupaia belangeri chinensis (Chinese tree shrew), 611 nucleotides. Its product is annotated as fizzy-related protein homolog. Gene Ontology annotation, cellular component: anaphase-promoting complex. Gene Ontology annotation, biological process: positive regulation of anaphase-promoting complex-dependent catabolic process; positive regulation of ubiquitin protein ligase activity; anaphase-promoting complex-dependent catabolic process. Lineage: Eukaryota; Metazoa; Chordata; Mammalia; Scandentia; Tupaiidae. The record is from RefSeq and is a predicted model, not a curated record. Gene Ontology annotation, molecular function: protein binding; ubiquitin ligase activator activity; anaphase-promoting complex binding.